AAAAGCGUUGUCGCCUAUUAUCUAACAAUAAUGAGCGUUAUGUCAAGUUCUUACAUAACCUAACUUGUCAAUGUUUACAUCAGACACGAUGGCCCUUUACGACAACAAAUACUGGUUAUUAUCACACAUACGCAACUCUUUCAUUUCUACAGAUGAUACAGGAAUGUGCGAGUUAAUAAUGACAGGGGAGGAAGGUGUCAGGAAACACCUGAAGCAAAGCCUUGAUUCGUACCCUGAUGACGAAGACAGUGAAGAUGAAGAUGAUUUGUCUCACGAAUCUUACGACCUACAACUUGACACCGAUUUCCCGUUACGAUACAGAUCGAAUACUGCCGUAAGAUUAGAAAAAUUAGAACAGGUUAAAAAGAGAACUGGCAGAAUCAAACAUAUUAAAUGGGAAACGAACAAGAACGAGUUGAGUGAGGAACAAAUUGAUCAGUUAUUCGUAAAAAAGGAACCCAAAGUAAUAGAACCGAAGCAAUCUUUGUUUUCUAAAACCUUCAAGGAGCAUAAGAUGAUGCCCAUUAACCCUUAUAUGGAUUAUGCCAAGUUUGAUGGCAGCGGACAAGUCAAUCUUCAAGUGAAGAAGUAUAGAAUUUUCCUAACAAUGCUACCAGAGCACCAGAGGAAUUACCCCUUGGCUGUUUGUUGCACCUCUUCUGCUAAAAUUCAAGAGUUGAUUGGACUUAUAUUACUCAAAUGCAGUACAAUGUAUGAAGACUAUCCUUGGAAGCCCGUAAACAAUUACGGUUUGUACAUAACUGAAGAAGACGGAGAAGUGGAUAGGGACUUCCCCAACUUGGACCCGAGGGAAAAUAUUGCCAAAUUUGGGUUUGCUUGUUUAGGGCUUGUGGAACAUUCAGAUCCCUCAAAGUGUGUCAGUUUUGGGAACUCUGAAACUGUUACAAUCAGAAAAUUCGAUUACAAUGACAAAAAAGGAAAAGAUUCGUCUAAACAAGACCAGGAAAAACAAAUCACCACCGAUUUACACUUAAUGGACGUUCAUAAAAAAGCAAUGGAAGCCCCACUGUACAAAUCGUUCAAAGUCUACAUGAUUAAUAAAAUGCGGGCCAAAGUUGAAAUACAUUUAGGAAUAAGUGGCGAAAAAAUCGAAAUUGACCCAGUGCAAAAAAACUCGAAAUUUGUUCUAGUUAAACAAAAACCCAUAAACCACGAUAUGGACAUGAUCGCGUGGUGCGAACCCAUUGAAACUACCAAAAGCAACAAAAUGACUUUCAAAAUCAUUUACAGCCAUUCGUUCGCAAACGCUGAAAAUGUUUCAAGUCCAACUUUACAAUCUUCAGCUAGCUUCAAAAGUUACGAAUUUGAGGCAGACCAAUCAAUUGCCGAAGAAAUCGUAAAUAAAAUAAACCUGAUUUUGGAUUUGAGGUCUAGUGACACACGGAAGGAGUAUUUGGCAGCGCAAGAACGGAAAUAUUAUAAGAAAAAAGCGUUGAUUUAAGUAACUUGUAUACUAAAAUAUAAUAAUAAAUUCAUAAAUUAUU
Tribolium castaneum (red flour beetle) is the source of this 1505-nucleotide messenger RNA. It is a transcript of the gene Sin1, whose product is annotated as SAPK-interacting protein 1. The record is from RefSeq and is a predicted model, not a curated record. NCBI's taxonomy places the organism in Eukaryota, Metazoa, Arthropoda, Insecta, Coleoptera, Tenebrionidae. Bases 71 to 1462 code for a protein of 463 amino acids. The transcript is spliced from 5 exons. Gene Ontology annotation, cellular component: TORC2 complex; cytoplasm; plasma membrane. Gene Ontology annotation, biological process: TORC2 signaling. Gene Ontology annotation, molecular function: phosphatidylinositol-4,5-bisphosphate binding.